CCCUGUCAAUAAUCCCGAAUCCAGACUCUCUCUAUUUCCAUCCCUCUCUAUCUGUCAAUCAGCGCCGCCUUUGAACUGAAAACCACUCCGACCAACUUCAACUCCCUCAAUCCGAGCGCCUCAGCUCCGUCUCCGGCUUCUGUUUCUGCCAAGAUUGCCCUCUUCUUUUUGACUUUUGAACACUCACCCAGCCAAACGCCACUGCGAGUCCCUUAAACUUAAAACUCGGGAUUCGGGGAUCACACCAAGAUCAAGGGUUUCAAAACUUUUGGGUGUUUUUGACCCCCCGCAAAAUUAGCGCUCCUCGGGAAAAAUGCCGCAGCUGAACGGCGGUGGAGGGGACGAUCUGGGUGCGAACGAUGAAAUGAUUUCCUUCAAAGACGAAGGCGAGCAGGAGGAAAAGAUUUCGGAGAACUCCUCAGCAGAAAGGGAUUUAGCAGAUGUCAAAUCUUCUCUCGUAAACGAGUCGGAAACGAAUCAAAACAGCUCGUCGGAUUCUGAGGCGGAAAGACGGCCUCCGCCUAGAUCUGAAAGUUUCAGAGACAAAACAAGAGAAAGUUUAGAGGAGGCUGCGAAAAGGCAAGAUGGAGGGCUGUUCAAGAGCCCACCGUACCCGGGCUAUCCAUUUAUAAUGAUUCCCGACCUCACGAGCCCGUACCUCCCGAACGGAUCUCUCUCACCCACCGCGCGCACAUAUCUACAGAUGAAAUGGCCCCUGCUAGAUGUUCAAGCAGGAAGUCUUCAGAGUAGACAAGCACUUAAAGAUGCCAGGUCACCUUCUCCAGCACACAUCGUUGUAUUUUGGGAGGAACGUUUGAGAUGCAAUACCAUUCAAAAGUUUGGGGGGCCCUUCUGCUUGGAAUUCCCCGGACAGACUGAUCUGAGUCUUCACCAAUUACAGUUGCUGGACAGACUGACUGCUGAAGGAAAACCCGACGGAGAAAUGAGUGAUUAUCCGCUGGCGGAGGACAGGCCUUGCCGGACGUCCUGAGACGCAGCUCUCCCUGUGAUCCGCACAAGACCCACUCCAAAAAAAAAAAAAAAAAAAAAAAACCGCCCUGCGAACAAUGGCGUGCACGUGAACUUCUGUGUGUGUGCGACCCUUUGGUGUGGGACACACACAUGCACCCGCUCAAACACAAUAGCAGUUUUGGGAAAGAAGCUAAGGUUGAAAAAGAACAAGAAGAGAGGGAAGAAAGGAGAAAUACUCUUAUUCGUUGGCGGGAGUGAGAGGUGGAGGACAGGGGAGGGCCACGGAGCUGCUCAUGUACCCGAGAGAAGGCCUUUCACUGGGGCUGGAGGAGAGGGGAGGAAAGACUGGCUCUCUGGCCUCUGGGCUGUCUCUCCUACAGCAGGUUGGCUGCUGGCAAUUCAGUCUCAAUGCUUGGGUAAGUGCUCA
Molecule: messenger RNA, 1399 nt
Organism: Sinocyclocheilus grahami
Lineage: Eukaryota; Metazoa; Chordata; Actinopteri; Cypriniformes; Cyprinidae
Product: transcription factor 7-like 2
Exons: 7
Coding region: 314-991 (225 amino acids)
Biological process (GO): canonical Wnt signaling pathway; regulation of transcription by RNA polymerase II
Cellular component (GO): chromatin; catenin-TCF7L2 complex; beta-catenin-TCF complex
Molecular function (GO): RNA polymerase II cis-regulatory region sequence-specific DNA binding; DNA-binding transcription factor activity, RNA polymerase II-specific
Source: RefSeq, a predicted model, not a curated record